Molecule: messenger RNA, 1722 nt
Organism: Penicillium egyptiacum
Lineage: Eukaryota; Fungi; Ascomycota; Eurotiomycetes; Eurotiales; Aspergillaceae
Source: the annotation of a GenBank genome assembly
AUGCGUCUUGACAAAGCAUUGCUUGGGUCCCUAUGGGGACUUGCUGUUAGCUCAACAGCGCACAUCAUUGCCACAGAUGAGGUCCCUUUGCUCGGUCCAUCCUUCCUCUCCAACUUUGAUCCCUCCAAUACAAGCGCGAUCAGCCAUGCCAAAUCGGAAUUCCCUGGCUUAAUUAAUAACCUCUUCUCAACCGGCGCUCUCAACCGCACAGAUCUAGCCUUCCACAUUGACGUGUUUUCGGCUGCUACCAAUAAAUCCAUCUACAGCUAUUCGCACGUCGGAGAGAACUCCAAACAGUCCGUGACGUCUGGAGAAUUUAAUGACAAGACGAUCUCACGCCUCGGAAGUGUGACGAAACUCUUCACCGUCUACGCAAUAAUCGCCAAGGCAGGCAUAGAAGUAUUCAGCCAGCCUGUGACAAAGUACCUCCCCGAACUGGCGGGCAAUUCGGCCAACGAUCCAUUGGAGAGAAUACGCUGGGAGGAUAUCACAAUUGGAGCGCUAGCAUCUCAGCAGGCUGGCUCUGGGGGUGUCGCUGACUUCCUCCAGGACUACCAGGAUCCCGAUAGGCCAUUGCACUAUGCACCCGAAGAUCUUCUGAAGUCCUUCCGCGACGAGAAAAAGCCUGUGAUUUCUCCAUUCCGAAAUGCCGUCUAUUCUGAUGGCGGCUUCGCUGUCCUAGGGCAGGUACUUGCGCGCCUGUUGGGAAAGCCUUACAGCGAAGCUGUCCAGGAGGUUCUAUUUGAUCCACUAGGCCUAGAGUCCAUGUCGACAAAAGUGCCAACAGGGCCUGAUCUUAACGUUAUCGAUCGCCGAGUCAUUGACAAGAACACAUCAUGGGCUGGUGACAUAGAAGUUGUUGCGUCAACUGGCAGUUACUACUCCAACGCCGCAGAUCUCCGCACCGCAGGUCUUGCCAUCUUGAACUCCGAGCUACUCCCCCCCGCCACAACAUCGCAAUGGAUGAAACCCAGCAGUGGAACUGGCAGCCUGGUCGAGCUCGUCGGUGCCCCAUGGGAAAUUUCUCGCCUAGAGAUUCCCGUUACGCCAGGCUCAAACCGCACUAGGAUCUCAGAUCUAUACACCAAGGCCGGUGGAAAUGUCGACUACACAGCCAUAUUUGCCCUGUCCCCAGACCACGGCAUCGGCUACUCCAUCUUGGUUGCCGGUUUCACUGCGACGCCCGCCCGCUGGCCCCUACGCGACGUGGUUGGCGAGAAAUUCAUCCCCGCUGCCGAACAUGCAGCAGUAGAGAAUGCCAAGCGGACCCUGGCUGGUACGUUCGUCGACCAGACAUCACCGGAUACAAACCUCACACUUUCUGUUGACCGAGGCCGCCCCGGGCUCGGGCUGAAAUCAUUCUGGAUUAAGGGCACUAACAUCCGCGAUCAUGCGCAUUGGCGUCUCUAUCCGACCGGUCUCAACUCGUUCUCGAGGUCCUUGUCUUCCUUGUACAAGACCAAGGGUACUAUUCGUGUGGCGCACCGUAUGGUGGAGCCUCAAACCCCGAUAAAGCCUCGUGCUGCUGUGGAAGGUGGGAAUGGAGGCUUGUUUGAUAACUCCUUUGUGUGGAUGAACCUUGACUUUGGUGGUCCCUCCGACGAGUUUAUUUUCAACCUGGUUGAUGGACGACUUGUCAGUGUUGAGCACCCAACUACCGGCUCCGUUCUCAAGCGAGUUUUAAGUGCAAGUUCUGGAUCGGUCCUAUUGGUAGGAGGGUAA